AUGUGUCCGGAGCGUACAAUAGACGGCUAUGGAGGAUCUCUAGACACAAAAGACACUAUGACUAAGGCAGAUCAGCCGGAUUCGUACGCAUUGGCUGCAGAGAAUGAAUGGCUCGAGCAAGAGAUUGCGCAGAUGGAAAGGAAGAUUAAUGAGAUGGCGCUGCAGGCGAACAGCGAAGCUGAGAGGACCAUUGAGCAGCUACACGCAUCAGAUGCAGCCAAGAAGACAUACGAAGCCGAGAAAGCCACAACCAUCGCGCUCUUGACCUCCGCCCUGAAGACGAUGGAAGACCAGAACACACUCAUAGAGGGGAAUAUCGGCCUUACUAAGCAGCAAAGUAAGAGGCUCCAGGACGAGCUUGCUGACCUUACGAAGGAUUAUGCUACCCGUAGGAAGCAGCUACUGGAUGAGAUUGAACAAGAGAAACAGGAUGCAGAAAAGUAUUCCAAUGCUGCGCGCGAUAUGGAGGAAAAAAUUCGGGCGGUUGAACAUAACAUCUCGAGUUUGCAGGAGCACGUUGCAAGGCAGCGUGCCGAAAAAGAGAAGCUGCAAAAGGCUCUUGAACAAAUAGACAUUCUUGCACAGGAUACCAAGAAGGAUUAUUCUACACCAUACACGAAGGACAUUGUAGAUUCCCUCAAAGAGGAGCUCAUUGAAAUUAGAGUAGACAUGGUUAAGUUUUUAGUAGAAACCUUUGAAGAUCCCUGCUCAUUUACUAACCCUGAGCAGGGAAAGCGGUACCGGCAACUCCUCUUUCAACUAAAAAGAAAAAAGACGCAGCUGGUGUUAGCGACCCAACAAUGUAAAUCAUGA
Giardia duodenalis is the source of this 813-nucleotide messenger RNA. RefSeq lists its product as uncharacterized. NCBI's taxonomy places the organism in Eukaryota, Fornicata, Diplomonadida, Hexamitidae. The transcript has a single exon. Bases 1 to 813 code for a protein of 270 amino acids. The record is from RefSeq and is a predicted model, not a curated record.